This is a messenger RNA of Diplodia corticola, 297 nucleotides long. RefSeq lists its product as uncharacterized. The coding region runs from base 1 to 297 and encodes 98 amino acids. The record is from RefSeq and is a predicted model, not a curated record. Lineage: Eukaryota; Fungi; Ascomycota; Dothideomycetes; Botryosphaeriales; Botryosphaeriaceae. The transcript is spliced from 3 exons.
AUGGCCGAGGAGGAACAGCAACAGCCCGAGGUGAUCGGCGCUUCCGAGACCAAGGAGGCCGUUGCCGGCGAGGAGGACGAUUUCCGUUCAGUAGUCAGGCCGGGGCAACACGCCAUGUUGCCCCUGAACUUCGGACAAGGCGACCUCGUUUAUUACGUGCCGGACCCUCGAAGGCCAAGGGCAAGGCAAGGCCCUUACAAAGUCUUGAAGGGCAGAAGCGGCGGCCGCGGACAUCCCCCGCUGUACACGCUGGAGGGCUAUGGCAGAGAGGUGUCGGAAGCGAACCUGGCCUAUUAG